Python bivittatus (Burmese python) is the source of this 572-nucleotide messenger RNA. The record is from RefSeq and is a predicted model, not a curated record. NCBI's taxonomy places the organism in Eukaryota, Metazoa, Chordata, Lepidosauria, Squamata, Pythonidae.
AAACAAUCUGGGAUGACCGGCCCCGCGGCACUCUCGGGGCGAAGAAGCCGCUCCCCCUCGCCCGCUGGCUCGCGCGCGCCCCCAGGACGCCUCCCCCGCCGAGCGACUAGCAGGAGCGGGGCGGCCCGCGCUGCGCCUCCCUCUCGCCGCUCGCCCGCGGGGCGUGGCUAGCUCUGCCUUUCGCCAUGAUGAACAAAUGACCUCGCGGGGAAUGAAAUUUAAAUUCCACAAAGGCGAGAGAGUUCUUUGCUUCGAGCCGGACCCGACCAAGGCGAAGGUGCUUUAUGAUGCCAAGAUCGUUGAUAUUGUUAUCGGAAAGGAUGAGAAAGGAAGAAAGAUCCCAGAAUAUCUGAUCCAUUUUAAUGGUUGGAAUAGAAGUUGGGACAGAUGGGCAGCUGAAGAUCAUGUACUUCGUGACACUGAUGAAAACCGCAGAUUACAGCGCAAAUUGGCAAGAAAAGCUGUGGCUCGCAUGAGAAGAAAAGGAAAAAAAGGGCGUUGCAGAUUGCCUGGUGUUGAUUCUGUACUGAAGCUCCUUCCUACUGAAGAGAAUGAAAAGAGUAGUGAAAAUU